AUGGAACUCUUCCUUUUUUCAUUGCUCCUGGUUGUGUGUGUUUUCACUUUGGCUGGGAACCUCACGAUUAUCACGCUGGUAGGCAUCGACCGUCGCUUGCAAAGCCCCAUGUAUUUCUUCCUCUGCAACCUCUCCUUUCUGGAGGUAGUUUUCGUUCUGACAAUCACACCGAAGAUGAUGACCAAUCUAGUUUCUCGGAACAAAUCAAUCUCCUUCUUGGGCUGCAUCGUUCAGUGCUACUCUUACUUCUUCUUUGGUACCUGUGAGAUCAUCCUGAUUGCCGUCAUGGCCUUUGACCGCUACAUUGCUAUCUGCCAUCCGUUGCGCUACACCAUCAUCAUGAAUGGACGGGUCUGUGUGAAUUUGAUGUUGGCAUGCUGGGUUGGUGGUUUCCUGAAUAAUUUUGGCCCCAUUGUUCUCCUGAGUCAACUGUCCUUCUGCAGCUCUAAUGUUAUCGAUCAUUUCUUCUGCGAUUAUGCUCCACUGGUCAAGCUUUCUUGCAAUGACGUAGAUACUCUCCUGACUCUGGAAUCUACACUCUCUGCCCUGGUGUUACUCAGCUCUUUGUGUGUAACUAUUGUCUCUUACCUCUACAUCAUUGUGACUGUCUUGAGGAUGCAGACCAGUGGUAGUCGUAGGAGGACUUUUUCAACCUGUGCCUCUCAUCUUACAGUUGCUUCCAUCUUUUAUGGCAGUGCCAUCUUCAUGUACUCUUUGCCCAGCAAGGGUCGGUCACGAGAUGCCCAGAAAGCUGUGGCAGUUCUUACUGCUGUGGUUACCCCAUUACUGAAUCCAUUUAUUUACAGUCUAAGGAACGAGAAAGUCAAGGAUGCCUUCCGAGACUGUUGGCAGAGACCCAAACGAAUUUUGUGA
This is a messenger RNA of Thamnophis elegans (Western terrestrial garter snake), 873 nucleotides long. RefSeq names its product olfactory receptor 6M1-like. Gene Ontology annotation, cellular component: membrane. The transcript has a single exon. The coding region runs from base 1 to 873 and encodes 290 amino acids. NCBI's taxonomy places the organism in Eukaryota, Metazoa, Chordata, Lepidosauria, Squamata, Natricidae. The record is from RefSeq and is a predicted model, not a curated record. Gene Ontology annotation, biological process: G protein-coupled receptor signaling pathway. Gene Ontology annotation, molecular function: olfactory receptor activity; G protein-coupled receptor activity.